CAACAAAAGCCGUUUGUCAUGGAUAGAUAUAAUAUUAUAAAGUGUAGUUUUUGUAUUAAAGUUUUUGUUUGUUCAUUAUCUGAAUAGAAUAAAAGUGAACGGCGCCGUAUUCAUACUUUUUAAGCAGGCACAAUCAUCCAACAUCGAACCAAGCCUAGCUUUUUUUCCCUUCUCUUUUUAAUCUCUGAUUACAUUAUGAUGUUGGUGUAUAGAUCUAGAUCUAGGUAGGCCGCAUUCUUUCGUACACGGCAAACACUUCACUGAAAAAGUUAAAAUAUUGAGACUGGGAGUCUAGUAUUUUAAACAGUAACAUAAAGUCUAUACGGGCCAUUGACAUCAGACUAUUAAUAAGCCUCAGAGUCACAGAGAAGUCACAUUUUGAAAGAUUAAAUUCAUAAACCUCAAUAUCUUUGACUCCCAGGCUAUGUCCAGUAGUGACACACCUGACAAGAUGCCAGAGACACAAGAAAGACACCACACCGAAAACAACCACGUUUCAUCCUUCGACCACCAGGUGGCAGGCCAGUCCCUGAUUCUGCGCUAUGACCCAACCACCAUCUGCAAAUGUCUGGUCCACAGAGAGUACGUGUUUUAUCAGCAUAUGCCCGAUGCCCUCCGUCCCCAUGUGGCCACGUUCAAAGGUACAACACCAGUCAAAAUAUCUAUUGGAGAAGCAAGUCAAGAGAAUGGCAGCUUGCAGCACAACACCAGAGGAUUCAAGGUUGAUCCCAGUCGGUACAGAGCUCUCCAAAAAACUGAUAGGAUCUACAACAAUGAAGAUGAAGAAAUUUAUCAAUUCAUGAAACUUGAAGACUUAAUGUAUCCCUAUAGACAACCGUGCAUACUUGACCUGAAAGUUGGAGUCAGGCAACACGGAGAUGAUGCCCCACAGGAAAAAGUGGAUUAUCAAACUCAAAAAUGUUUAAAUACAACCUCUCACUCUCUAGGACUUAGACUGUGUGGAAUGAAACGUUACCUGAUUCGAGAACAAACGUAUGAAAAGAAAGACAAGUUUUAUGGUAGACAGAUCGGAGACGAUGAACUGAAGAAUGAGAUCAUCAACUUUCUUCACAAUGGAGAAGAAUACCGCUUUGAUUUGGUUGAUCCAAUCAUCUCUCAGCUUCAGAAGCUGGAAGCUGUGAUUCGGACAUUAGAAGGUUAUCGUUUUUACUCUUGCUCUCUGGUUAUCAUUUACGAUGGUGAAAUUGAAAAUAAUGCGGUGGGAGACUCUGUGGAUCCAAAUAGCAUGAACAACAAUGUCCCAGAGGUGCCACCACAACAGACGAGUAAUGCAAACUCUGUGAAUGAUUUAGUGAAGGCACGCAUUGUUGACUUUGCUCAUGCAACGUAUGAUGGGUUUGAAAAGGACUCAGUGAGACACAUUGGACCAGACCAUGGUUUUCUACUAGGGCUCAGCACUCUACUAGAAGUAUUCAAUGAGUUUAAAAAACAAAGUUUGUAAUGUUGAGUGAUGAUAUCUCCUAUUUCCUCAGAACAUUGUGUUGAUCUCAUUAUACAAAUUUCUCCAAGUCCUCUGUAAGAUAACAGAAGCAGACAUUGCACAAAGUAGCUUCAGCAUUUUAGAUGUUUUGUAUAAAAUAUAUGUGGCCUAAAAGGUUCUUUGUCUUACAGACAAUGGCAAACUCUUAACUAAAUUUUGCAUAUGAGAGGACAUUUUAUGAUGUAAAACACAUUUUCCAGUGUCUUCAAGCUCUGUGCAAGGCAAAGAAAUUCAAAUUGUUUCAACUUUUUAACCUGUAGGUCUAGGUCAUAAUGCACAAUAUUAUCAGGAAAGCAUUGGGUAAGUUGUUUGUGGUACAGUUCAGUGGUUUCAUCCAUUCUUUGUUUUUUUUUUUCUGAGCAUAAUAUACCAAGUCUAUAAAAGCUCUGUAUUGCCUUUUAGCCUGCAUUGAUCAUUUCCAGUUGACAUGGUUCUUUUAAAAUAUUAUCUCCCUGCUCUUGAUAAUGGUUCACAUAACCACUAUAUAAAUGUUUCCUUAAGAUUUUUCAUAUUCAAACCACUUUUCUGAGAUUUGUAAGUAGUAAAGUUCUGUUAGCCAACAUCAGGACCCCAAGAACAUUUCUUGUAUCUCAUUUAAAGUAAUGCAAGCCAGUGGAUCUCAUCCAUAUCUUAGAGGUCAGAAACAAAUUUCUUUGAAUAGUUUGCUCUCAUUGACAUGUUUUGUUUUUUUCUCUCUGGUUUUUAACUAUUCUGAAUAGGUCUUCUGUCAGAUAGUGUUUAACAAUGGACUUUUCUUGAGCAUAAAGGAAAUAUUGAAUUGACAUAAAAAGCUUGUUAAAGUCUUAUUUCAAAAAUCUAAUUUUAAAAAAAAAUCUAAUUAAAAAAAAUAAUUUUAUCUUUCAUCUUUUAUAGUCAAAAAUAUUUCUAUAAAGCUAAGAAUCCACUUCAGUCUGUAUUAUUGAAAUGACUAGAAUAUAAAACAGUGAUUAUCAGGUUUUGGAAAGGGUUUCAUGUCAGAUUUUUGUUAAGAAACUUUAUGUUAUGUUUUCAUCAUAAAAAUGUACUGCGUUCCUUUUUUUUUUUUUUUGUUUUGGAUAAAAUAUCCUAUCAACAUAAAUACAUUUCUCUUGGUUUUGUUGACUUACAAAUAUUUGAUAUAAUGGCAGUUGGACUUGUUAAUAAGUCAUUGAACAGCUCGCUCCUGUUCCAGCUUAGCUUUGGAUGUUUUAGAGAUGAUGCUGGGGGAAGAGGUUUUAUAGAACUUCUGGUAUCAGUGAGACUAUAAAUCUGUUAACCCAUAAUGGUAACAGUGCUUCCAGUUAUUUCCAAUUGGGUAAAUUUUUGUAUUGUUUUUUUUUUGUUUGUUCAAGAUUUGAAUUCUAUUAUUGACUGAUCUCUUGACAGCAUUUCUUUAUGUAAGGUUGUGUUUUGAGAUAUAUAUAUAAUGAAUGAAUUUAAAUAUUGUACAGUUAGAUGUUUGAUGACAAUAUCUUGUUUGAAAUUGUAUUAAUUUAUUUUCGGCUCAUUAGUUUUGGUCAGUAAAUCUUAAAACCAUGGAAAAAAUUUCUUUGCAUUGAAAUCUUAAAAAAAAACAACACCACAAUUUUAUCAAAUUGUGUAAAAGUUGCAGUAUAAGUUAACAUUAAAAACUUUUGAAGUGUAAAUCUUGAUCCACUAGGACUUAUGUUUUUUGUUGGUUUACUGCUUGCACAACAUAAGGAGUGCAGCAACUUGUUCAAAGUGCCUCCAUCUUUGCCAACAGUGUAUAUCAUAAUGAAGAUAUUUUUGUAUCACUUUUCCACCCAUUUUUUUAAAAGAUAUUUUGUUUUCUUGACUGUUUCUUCUCUGCCAUAUAUUUAUUUGUGUUCAUGUUUUGUUUUGUUGGUUCAAACUCUUGAUGCUCAAUGUUCUAGUUCUAGAUGUUACUUGUUAACUCAAAAGUAUUUAUGGCAAACUUACUUGCUGUAAAAGUAUAUUUGAUAUUUGGAUAUGCUUGUCUAUCAGCACUUCGGCUAACAAAGAUGCAGUUUUAUUUUUUUUUCCAGAUAAGCCUUUCUCUUUGUAAGAUUAGAUGCAGUAAUGGCCUUGUAGUAAAAUACGUCACUUAGGAAAUGUAUGCCCUUCUGUUCUAUUCUUAGAUCUUGUCCUUUUCUUGAUUUGCAUCCUCGUGAUCCAACUAUUCAUCAAAGUGUGCCUUUAACUUGAUGCUAGAUUUAUUUUCACAUAAACAUUACCCCUUAAGUGUAUCUUAUUUCUGCCACCAUUGCUUAUUUUUGAAAUAGUAGAUAUUGUUCCUGGCAUCUAUCAUAUAUGCUUAUGAAGGCUACUGAAAUAGUGUAGAGCUCUGAAAAACAAAGUGUUGAAACUGAGAAAACAAUAAAUACAAAUAGUGAAACAUUUUUUUAGGAAACAACCUUAAUCCUUAAAAUCAUUAUUCUUCACUAUUCAUGCUAUCCAACCAACUAGCAAUAAAAGAAUUUGUUUGUCUGCUUAUAAUAAUAAUAGGGUGCUUGGUGGCUGAGUGGUAAAGUGCUUGGCUUCAGAACUGAGAAGUCCCGGGUUCAAAUCUCUGAUUUUUAGGACACUUCGGAGUCCACCAAACUUUAAUGGGUACCUGACUUUAGUUGGGAAAAGUAAAGGCAGUUGGUCGUUGUGCUGGCUGCAUGACACCCUGCUCCUUGACUGUUGGCCAUAGAAACAGGUGACCUUUACAUCAUCUGCCCUAUAGAUUGCAAGGUCUGAAAGGGGUACUUUAUAAUAUUAUGGAGGUGUAGUGGUUGAGUGGUAAAGCACUUGACUUCUGAACCUAGGGAUCUUGAGUUUGAAUCUCGGGACUUGAUUCUAGAGUUUCAAUACACUCCUGAGUCCACCCAACUUGAAUGGGUACCUGACAUACGUGUAGGAGAAGUAAAGACUGUUGGUAAUUUUGCUGGCCAUACGUCACCCUCGAUAACCAUCAGCCAUAGAAGCUGAUGAGCUCUAUAUCAUCUGCCCCUAUGGAUGGCAAGGUCUGAAAGGGUUGCUUUACCUCCCUUUUCAGCACUAGUAAUAUGUAGUAAUAAUAAAUUAACAACAAUUUUAGCUCAAACUAUUAACAAACAAAUUACAAACUUAAGUCACUUUUAAAAGACAACACCACUGCUACAUUAACAAUAUGCAUACAAUAGUUUUCUUUUUACUAAGCAUCAGUAUUGUGAAUUGAGCAUAGUCUAUUUGAUUAUUUUGACUUCUUCUACUGCUAGACUGUUAAGUCACUUGAUGCUCAGUCAACAAAUAAUGAGCUUAAAAUAAACUUCUUGUUAGCCCAGGUGCUACUGUAAAUAUAUUUUCUGUGCAUUAAUUCGUCAUAUUUUUUAUGAACUGAUAGAUGUUUUAAAAAUUCUAUUUUUAAGAAUGAUAAGCUCUCUCUCUCUCUCCUUUUUUUUUGUAUGUGGAUGUUCCAAUGAUUUGUCCUUGUUAAAUGAGAAGUAUUUGUGUGUUAGGCUUACUGCUCAACUAUCAGGGUGAAAUCAUAGUAUUGAAAACAUUUCAGUGCACUCUCCUCCCAUUCCCAUCCUCCCUUAUGACCAACAGAACUUUUGUUUUUAAUGUAAAUAUUUUGUAAACAGUUUGUAUAGAUAUAUAGAACUGUAAGUGAUUGAGCUUAUAUAUACUGUAUACAUCUUUCUAUGUAAGUGAUUCAGUUUACAUAUGUUGUAUAGAUUUAGAUAUUUACACUGACACCAGUUCAUAUUUGUUUUGCUUUCAUGUAUUUACUGUAAUUUAUUUUGAAGAUUGUUUAUCCUAUAUUUAUUGACUGAGGUGAACAAAAAAACAUUUUUGUAAAAAUAUUUUCUUCUUAUGACCAUGACUUUUGUUUGACACCUGACCUAUAUAAGACAUGUAUUAAUAAAAUGAUUUGGAAUGUUGCUUGUUGCAUGUCCUCCCAUCCUGGUAGUGUAGUGGGAGAAAGGAAGCUGGUAAAUCAUAACUUGAGCCAUCCAUUUACUCUGUGCAAUGAGAAAUCAAGUUUGUAUACAAGUCAUUCAAUUCAUUGUGAAUGGACCAAGGACAGAAAUACCUGUCAACAUAUUCUGGAACAUUUCUUGAACAUGUUUUCUUAUAUUGAUAGCUUUUUUUUACAGAUGCCCCCCUCCCCCUUUCCCGUUUUGGCUAAAUUUCAGCAGUAGACUUUGAUUAAAAGAUUAAUUUACAAAUUUGUAAUUAAUUUUCAGAGUUUGUCUUUUCUAGACUUAAAAAAAUAUAAAAGAAUGAUUUUCGUUCAGAUUGCAUAGUGAAAAAAAAUAAAGCCUGCCAUGUCUCAAUGAAUGUUAAAUGGGAAAACCAUAAAUAGUUAUUGUAUUUUUCCUAUAUUUUUAUUUAUAUAAUAUGUAAUUUAUACUAGAUAUAUUUCAGCAAUUAUGAGUUGACAAUUCCUAAAUUUCUGUUUUAGAAUUUUAAAAUAAUAGUUUGUAUUUAUUUGUAUAUCUUCAUUUUCAUGUCUGAUGACCGUGAUGAUUCAAAUAGAAAUGAAGGCUAAAAAUGUAUCAGUAAAAUAUUGCUUCAUGUAUAAAUAUUAGGCUUUUUAAAAAAAAUAUUUGAUUAUAUUUGUUGCCAUUUUCAGCUAACAGUUUGUGGAGCUCAGAUUUUGUUCAAUUCAAUUUGAUUACUGUACUACUCUUUUACUGUGGAGGUUUCAUAGAUUUAUUGAAUCUGUUUUGUGUGACAUGCUCAUUUUGUAAAGCCAAUACAUAGAAAAGAUAUUUAAUGUAUAUAAAUGUAUAGCAUUCCUUUUCAAUUGGAUCAAUGAAAGUAAUAAAAUUAAAGCCAUCAUUUUGAUAGACUACAUUAGGCAAAGUAUUUUGCUAAGAGUAUUUUCAUCAAUCUUGGGAAGGUGACUGUAGUGGAAAUAGAAAUAGUCUAGAAUAGAUGAAAUAAAUAAAAGCAAUUUUGUUUGCAUCCUAAUCUUAAUAAUCAUUCCUUAUAUGAGAAAGAAAUACAUUUGGAAUCAGAUUGGGACUCAUAUAUUGAAUGACAUAUCAUGUGCACAGUGUUAUAUGACAGUGAAAAAAAUAUCAAAUAAUUUGCACCACUCACAAGAGUACUUGAAAUAUCAGAGAUAUAUAAUUGGACCACUAAGUGUGAGUACUUUCAAAGAAAUAUUAGCUCAUUUUGGAAGUGCUCAGGAAGGACUUAUGUUACAUUAAGAACACCUUGACCUUUUUAUACCAGGUGAUGACAUGUGUCCCUCCACAGCCAAUACCUUGUGCUCAUGUUUUUAGUGUUCACUUUGUUUUAUUUUUCUGAUUGCACACUCAGGUGUUGCAUUAAUUCCAGUUUUUUUAUUUUGAAUCUUUUUUUUUUUUCUUUGGACCAA
This is a messenger RNA of Biomphalaria glabrata, 6818 nucleotides long. RefSeq names its product inositol hexakisphosphate kinase 1-like. The record is from RefSeq and is a predicted model, not a curated record. Gene Ontology annotation, cellular component: nucleus; cytoplasm. The transcript has 6 exons. Gene Ontology annotation, biological process: inositol phosphate biosynthetic process; phosphatidylinositol phosphate biosynthetic process. Gene Ontology annotation, molecular function: inositol hexakisphosphate kinase activity. The coding region runs from base 425 to 1462 and encodes 345 amino acids. Lineage: Eukaryota; Metazoa; Mollusca; Gastropoda; Planorbidae.